CAGUUGUAGUAACAGCAUCCGCUUAUACAUUAGCUGUGAUUGCAUUUGAACGAUAUUAUGCCAUUUGUAAGCCAUUACAUUCAAGAAUUUGGCAUACUCGAUCACAUGCCUAUACAAUGAUCACUUUGGUUUGGCUUAUUUCGGUUCUUGCCAAUCUAUUUAUGCUUUUUAUGUUCGAACUACAAACCUAUAAUGUUAAUGGUCUAACAUGUGCACCCAAGCAUCGACCAAUUCUUCAUUUCGGUUAUCAGAUAUAUAUGACCUCAGUAUUACUGCUCAUUCCAUUAUGCAUAAUGAUUGUUUUGUAUGGAUCAGUAAUACAUGCGCUUAGGAUUGAUAUGAAGAUGCAUACCUCGGCUCCAACAACCGAUAGUGUUGUUACGACAAGAAACGAUGAACAACAACAACCUUGCAAGGAUGAAAUAUCGGGUGGUUUGAAAAUGUUCAAAAGCAAAAAUAGGAAAAAUACAAAUUGCUUUUACACUUCUCUGAAGCAAAUACGAACCAGUUCUGAUGCGACAGCACUAAGCGUUAUGGAGAAAAAUAAAUCGGUCAAUUUUAGCAGUAAAUACAAAAAUAGCCUACGAUCUACGCACAGUGAACGAUCAAUUCUGGCCAAACAACGUGUUAUCAAAAUGCUCAUCGUUAUUGUUAUCAUAUUUUUUUGCUGUUGGACACCAAAUUAUAUGUGGUGGUUGUUGCUAACAGCCCAGGAUUCAUUUAGGACUUUCGAUAUUUGGAACUCACGUGUGAACACAGCAAUAACAGUGCUUUGCUACAUAUCUUCAUGCGCUAAUCCGAUCACCUAUUGUUUCCUGAAUAAAAAAUUCCGUACCGCUCUACUGAUUACAUUUGGUUGUGUGCGGAAAACUCCAAAUCACUUCCCGCCCAUCUAUUUACCGGAAGCAGCGAUUGAUAAAUCAGCACGAAAGAAAUCAACUGAAAAAAUCGUCCUCCAAACAGAAAAGUCUAAUCAAAAUAAUCAAUCAUCGAUGAAUGUUAUUCACUCUAAAAUGAUAAUUUAUCGUACAAGUUCAGCUACUACACCUACGGGGUAUCAGCAAGGAAAGAGAUCAGUAUUGGAGUAG
Molecule: messenger RNA, 1088 nt
Organism: Acanthocheilonema viteae
Lineage: Eukaryota; Metazoa; Nematoda; Chromadorea; Rhabditida; Onchocercidae
Source: the annotation of a GenBank genome assembly